UUUUCAUAUACUUUGCGAAAUCAUUUAUAUCAAAUAUUGUGUUUUUCCAUCAAAUGAUUAGAAAUUCACGUUCUGAAAGUCUUUUGACCCCGUUAUUUCAAGUUGAGCGCUUAGUCAGUCUUAUUUUUAAAACUUGCGCAUGCGUAUUAGCUGACGUGGCAAAAAGCCUAAAUCGAAAGCAGAAAAAAUGGCUCAGACGUUCCAGCAAGAAUACAUGCAAAUGCCCCCAAUUACGAGGGCAUAUACAACAGCCUGUGUACUUACGACAAUAGCAGUGCAAUUAGAUGUCAUCACCCCCUUCCAGUUAUACUUCAAUCCUGAGCUUGUCUUCAGACAUUAUCAACUAUGGCGAUUAGUCACAAACUUUUUAUUCUUUGGUGCUAUCGGGUUCAACUUCCUGUUCAACAUGAUCUUCACAUACAGAUACUGUCGGAUGUUAGAGGAGGGAUCGUUCAGAGGACGCACAGCUGAUAUGUUUUUUAUGUUUCUAUUUGGAGGCAUAUUAAUGACUAUCACUGCAUUAUUUGUAAACCUUGUAUUCCUUGGCCAGGCAUUCACUAUAAUGUUGGUCUAUGUUUGGAGUAGAAGAAAUCCUUAUGUAAGAAUGAAUUUCUUUGGACUAAUGAACUUUCAGGCGCCAUAUCUACCUUGGGUAUUAUUAGGCUUUUCAUUACUCUUAGGGAACUCAAUAGUUGUAGAUUUAAUGGGCAUCGCAAUAGGGCAUAUAUACUACUUUCUAGAGGAUGUUUUCCCAGAGCAACAGGGAGGAUUUAAAAUAUUAAGAACUCCUGGAUUUUUAAAAAUGAUAUUUGACCAUGGGGGUGAUGACCCUAAUUACAAUCCCCUCCCAGAGGAAGAAAGACCCGGAGGCUUCAACUGGGGGGAGGGACAGCAAGCAGGGGAGGCCCAGCAAGAAGGGGAUGUUGAUCCCCCAGCAGCUGAACAGCCACAAUAAUAAGCAACAAGCCACAGAAUUGCCAUAUCAUUAUGACAUCACAACAGUGGAUAGGGAUGUGAUGUCACACUUGGUUCUUUGAGCUGUCACUGUUAAUGUCAUACUCACAACACAGAUCAGGCUGUCACACUGACUACGUUGACAUUGUUGUGUCACACUGGCUACAUUGACAUAAUGGUGUCAUACUUUCUACAUUGGCAUUGUGUACACUGGCUCCAUUGAAAGUUUGAUGUACACUGGCUACAUUGACAUUGUUGUGUCACACUGGCUACAUUGACAUUGUUGUGUCACACUGGCUAUAUUGACAUUGUUGUGUCACACUGGCUACAUUGACAUAAUGGUGUCACACUUUCUACAUUGACA
Owenia fusiformis is the source of this 1318-nucleotide messenger RNA. NCBI's taxonomy places the organism in Eukaryota, Metazoa, Annelida, Polychaeta, Sabellida, Oweniidae. The record is from the annotation of a GenBank genome assembly.